Messenger RNA from Haliotis rufescens (red abalone), 2291 nucleotides. Its product is annotated as sodium- and chloride-dependent glycine transporter 2-like. The transcript is spliced from 15 exons. Gene Ontology annotation, biological process: sodium ion transmembrane transport. Gene Ontology annotation, molecular function: L-proline transmembrane transporter activity. Bases 236 to 2182 code for a protein of 648 amino acids. The record is from RefSeq and is a predicted model, not a curated record. Gene Ontology annotation, cellular component: membrane. Lineage: Eukaryota; Metazoa; Mollusca; Gastropoda; Lepetellida; Haliotidae.
AUCUCUCCCAUAGCCUGGGCUGGGGGUUUAGUUCGCGAUAAAUUUCACCAAGUGAUGAUGGGUGGUGAAUGGUUGAAAUGAUAUCCUGUAUAGGUGAUCUUUCAAUACAGACGGCUGGGUAUUCUAUCUCGAGUUAGGGUGAUAAGUUUGAUAAGACCAUAAUGAUUGUUGUUGGCGACAUUCACAGCACCCCUCAGCAUCGUUGGGCCACAAGUAAAUUGAACCGAGGCAGACAAUGGCAGACAAGGUUGUAGAGAGAGAAUCCUGGGGAAACAAGGUCCAGUUCCUGCUGUCUUGUAUCGGCUACUCUGUCAGCCUUGGAACAGUCUGGAGGUUUCCCUACCUCUGCUACAAGAAUGGGGGAGCCACGUUCGUCAUCCCCUACCUUAUAAUGCUGGUGGUGGUAGGACUGCCGAUGUUCUUCAUGGAGCUGGCCCUGGGUCAGUUCGCUUCUGAGGGAUCGAUCACUGUGUGGAAAGUCUCUCCAGCAUUUCAUGGUAUUGGGUUUGCCAUGGUGAUCACCAGCUUCAUGGUGUCCAUCUACUUCAACGUCGUCAUCAUGUACGCCGUGUACUACAUGUUUGUCAGCUUCGUCAACCUAGAUUACUCAAUUCCCUGGGGGUCGUGUGGCAAUUCCUGGAACACCAACUCCUGCAGGACUGAGUCCUAUCCAGCUUUGUCAUCCAUGACCGAGGAUAACAAAACAAUGACAUUGUUUAGAGAGUUGUACAAUCAGCCAUGUGUAGACGGCCUCCUCAGCAACAUCUCCGACGUCUACAACUCCACUUUCAACAGCACCGAUGACCUCAACUCCACCAUGAUCCAGGACGACAUCACCAAGAGCUGCCUCAUCAAGUACACAACAGCCAGUGAAGAGUACUGGGAGCGCUAUGUACUUCGUCUCCACGAAUCGGAUGGGUUUGAGGAUUUGGGAGGGUUCAGUCUAAAGAACACCAUGUGCCUAUUCCUGACCUGGCUCCUCAUCUUCGUCUGUCUGAAGAAAGGAAUCAAAUCAUCCGGCAAGGUCGUGUAUUUCACCGCCACCUUCCCCUACGUCAUCAUGUUGGUGCUGCUGAUCCGGGGCGUGACGCUGCCAGGACACGAGAAGGGAAUCUCAUUUUACAUGACACCACAGCUUCCUAAGUUGACAGAGGCCAAGGUAUGGGGAGAUGCAGCUACUCAGAUUUUCUACUCCCUGGGUCCUGGAUUCGGUGGGCUUUUGACCAUGUCCAGUUUCAACAAGUUUAAGAACAACUGUGAAUAUGAUGCUAUUAUAGUUUCUUUCGUCAACUUUUUGGGAAGUCUUUUGGCAGGCUUCACCAUCUUCUCCAUCCUGGGCUUCAUGGCUCACACCACCAACCAGGACGUGCAGAACGUGGUGGACCAAGGUCCAGGUCUAGCUUUCAUAGCAUACCCAGAAGCCAUCGCAAGGCUCCCGGUGUCACCACUGUGGGCCUUACUGUUCUUCUUCAUGCUGCUAACCCUUGGCCUUGACACUCAGUUAGUAAUGAUGCAAACACUGUUAAGUGGCAUCACUGACAUCUUCCCCCGUUUCCUGAGAGCCCACAAGACGGCCUUCACUGGCACCUGCUGUCUGAUUGGCUUCCUACUGGGGUUGCCCCAAGUUACAAAGGGUGGUAUUUAUAUGCUGACACUGAUGGACUGGUACUGCGCCAGCUACAACCUGAUGCUGGUGGCUCUGACGGAGAUCAUCUGUAUCAUGUAUGUGUACGGUGUCAAGCAAUUCAUGGAGGACAUUAAGAUGAUGCUUGGCCACCGACCCAACCCCUACUGGGUCGUGACUUGGGCGUUCCUGACUCCCCUCAGCCUACUUUUCAUCGUGAUCAUGUCUGCCACUCAGUACACCCCAGCCAACUAUGGAGACUACAGGUACCCCCCGUGGGCUGAGGGCAUUGGCUGGUGCAUGGUUGUCGCCCCUCUUGCUGUUAUACUCCUCGUUAUGGUAAUCCACGUCUACAGACUCGGACCUAGGAAAGCCUUCACGCCAAGGAGCAGCUGGGGACCUGCCAACCAGGAAAACCGGACAGGAAGAUACUUCAUCAAUGGAAAGGUUCAUAGUAACAUGGGAGACGGUAUCAACACCGAUAACGAGACGGGGAACACAUCAGUUAAUGUCAACGGUGGAUUUGACAAUCCUGGACACUACAGUGACAGACUAUAAACUGGCCACUUGAAUCGGGCACAAGGCAACUAUUUCCAUCUUACCAAUGAAAAAAUGAGAGAUACAUAUGUUCCUUCAGGUUUUAAGCAAAAUAAAACUUCUAAAUCAA